AUGCCUAAGCACAAUUUUGCAACGUUGACAUAUGUUAGUAAAACCGUACAUAUCAUCACAACUACUUUGUACAUCCAGGUGGAUUAUACCGCGUUAUUUUCAGGACAAAUUGGGCUUUCUUUUGGAGGUAAAUGAGCUCUCAGCGACACCCCGGUCUUUGUGCUGGGAGCGCGCUGUGCGCAAAUAUGCGGCCCCACGGAAAAAAAGCCCAGUUCUGUGAGGCCGCAUAUUUGUGUUAUGUCGGCAUCAAGGGGUUGA
Molecule: messenger RNA, 258 nt
Organism: Staurois parvus
Lineage: Eukaryota; Metazoa; Chordata; Amphibia; Anura; Ranidae
Source: the annotation of a GenBank genome assembly